Durusdinium trenchii is the source of this 1068-nucleotide messenger RNA. The record is from the annotation of a GenBank genome assembly. Lineage: Eukaryota; Dinophyceae; Suessiales; Symbiodiniaceae.
AUGGACUCAUAUUAUGAUCAGGCACACAUUCUCACAGCGCUUCAUCCGCGUACCCAACACGUUGUUCUCAUUGGAGACCACCAACAGCUGCGCCCGUCGACUGCGGUCUACCGUCUCUCAAAGCAGUUCCAUUUGGAUGUCUCUCUCUUCGAGAGGUUGAUCCACAAUGGAGCAAGCCAUGUCACGUUGCUUCAACAGAGGCGGAUGCAUCCAAAGAUUUCCAGAUUGAUCAAGCCGUACUAUCCCCAGCUCCGUGACCAUUCCAGCACAGAGAGGUAUCCUGAAAUUCGAGGAAUCAACGCGAGAAGCUAUUUCAUGACGCACUGUCAUUUUGAGGAUGAUGAAGGGGAGAGUCAUUCCCACUUGAACACCUUUGAGGCAAACUUUGUCAGUGCCUUGUGCGCUCACUUGGUCUCUUGCGGCUAUGAGGAGUCGCAGAUAACUGUCUUAUCGCCGUAUUUGGGGCAGGUGCGCCUUUUGAAAAAGAAGAUCCAGCGGGACCCAACAACUCAAAAGAUUGCAGUCACAGCUGUGGACAACUUCCAGGGUGAAGAAAAUGAUAUCAUCGUCAUAUCCCUCGUGAGAUCCAACAGGGCUCGACAAAUGGGUUUUCUUGCUGUUGAAAACCGCAUCAAUGUUGCUCUGACCCGAGCUCGUCAUGGCAUCUUCAUCGUUGGCAACGCAGACAUGUUGGAAAAGCACACAUUGUGGAGCCAAAUUCUCCAGGAAUUGAGAUCGGACCAGUGUUUCAGCGACGCCAUGCCAAUCGUGGAUCGAGAGCAGAAGGGUGUCUACGAGGUCAGAUCCGCGGACGAGAUCAGUGUAUUCUUAGAUUCAAAAGUGCAUGAAACAGGAGGAGAAGGGAUGGUCACAAUGGACGAGUACAAGCGAUCAUUGGAGGCAAAGAGAUCCAAAGGUGCUUCUCGCAGGGGCAAAGGAGAUCAAGCUGCGCGGCGGCCUGAUUCUGGCAAGGGAACGGCUUCGAGUUCAGAUUGGCGCGGAAGACCUCAUGACCACGCGCUCCGUUUCAAGCACGGUGGCAAGGCCUUCUGGGGUGAGCGUAGAUAG